Molecule: messenger RNA, 1415 nt
Organism: Ictidomys tridecemlineatus (thirteen-lined ground squirrel)
Lineage: Eukaryota; Metazoa; Chordata; Mammalia; Rodentia; Sciuridae
Gene: Dexi
Product: Dexi homolog
Source: RefSeq, a predicted model, not a curated record
GGAGCGACGCGGCGGCCGCAGCCAUGGGCGCUGGGCCUGCGGGGGCGCCGAGGGGGCUCGAGGAACGGCCGCGGCGCGCGCGAGAGUCGGCAGCCGGGACGGGCCCUCGACGCUGAGCCGCGCUGGGGGUCGCGCUGGCGCUCCGAGGGCCUGUGAGCACGAACGCCGCGCACCGCAGGAACCGGGCGGUCGCUGGCCACUUCGGGGGCCCUGCCUCGGGUCCAGAGAGCCGGGUGGUCACUUCUGGAGGGUGCGGUGACCCCGCCCGGCACGUUUCCGGGAUCCAGGCGCGUCCGCUCCGGCCGCCGCCCGUUCCUGGAGGCCACCCGGGGUCCAGCGCCGCCUCGGUCGAGCCCCGGGGCGCCCCUGGAUGGCUGAGCUGCCCCCUCGCCGGCCGCCCGGGCGCCGCAGCGGCUGAGGUCGCUGGGCCCGCCCGGCCGCCGCCGCCCCCGCCGCCCGCUGCAUGCCCGGCGCGCGGGUCGCAGCCCACCUGGACUCUCUGGGGCCCCUGGUGUCGUACGUGCAGCCGCCGCUGCUGCCCUCUAUGUUCUACGUGGGCCUCUUCUUCGUCAAUGUGCUGAUCCUCUACUACGCCUUCCUCAUGGAGUACAUCGUCCUCAACGUGGGCCUCGUCUUCCUGCCCGAGGACUUGGACCAAGCGCUCGUGGACCUCGGCGUGCUCUCCGACCCCGGCUCCGGCCUCUACGACACCGACUCGGAGCUCGACGUCUUCGAUGGAUACUUGGAGUAGGGUGGACUACUCUUCCCCUCUCCCCUCCAUGGCCCGCAACCCUCGGCCGCGACCAGCCGCCCGGAUCAUGCCCUCGCUCCGGGUGGGGUGCGCUGUCUGGACCCGGAUGGGACCCCAGGAGGAGCCCCUCCGAGGCCUGUCUGAUCCCCUCGAAGGCUUCGUGCCAGCAAAGAGCUGCGUGACCCGCCCCAAGCGAGCUGAAGGAGACCGAGGAGGGCCAAGCCCGGGGGGACCUGAGCUGCAGCAGAGGACCUGGCCUUGGGAUGGAUGUUUACGGGACGCAGCCAGAGUCUGCCGCUCCACGCCCGGCGGCACCUGCUUCCCCGCUGCACCCGGAGAGGGCACCUCCGCUCCUUGGAUGCCAGUGGAGCCUUCAGCCGUCUGGGUGUAGCCCGAGGCUGGUCUUGGAUGCAGCGACUGUUUAGGGAGUGGCCCAGGAGCAGGAGCCCAGGAACCGGGGGACAGGUUUGACUGCUCCUUUCAAGUGGCUUGUUUUCGUUGAGUUGGCAGAACUGAGGCCUUGUGCUGGAGCAGGGCCACGAUGCUCCUCUAGCCAGAAAUAUAUUUUUGAAAAUGCGGGUGGUGUGAAUACUUGGUUUCGAUAUACCUGUAAAAGCAAUACUUAGGAGGCGCUCUUAUUUCCAUUAAAAAUGUAUGCAAUUCA